Messenger RNA from Cordyceps fumosorosea ARSEF 2679, 1875 nucleotides. RefSeq names its product amino acid permease 2. Lineage: Eukaryota; Fungi; Ascomycota; Sordariomycetes; Hypocreales; Cordycipitaceae. Gene Ontology annotation, biological process: transmembrane transport. The transcript is spliced from 4 exons. Gene Ontology annotation, cellular component: membrane. The record is from RefSeq and is a predicted model, not a curated record. The coding region runs from base 1 to 1875 and encodes 624 amino acids. Gene Ontology annotation, molecular function: transmembrane transporter activity.
AUGAUCUCCUCGACGCCCCCAGACAGGAGCGACUACCCACGCAGUGGCACAGAAAAGGCAAAAGCAUUUUCCAGCUCAAGAGCCGCGAUGGACCCGGAGCUUUCCCCUUCCCAAGAUACGGGCGCCCAUCACAUGUCCUCGCCUGGCGACGUGGACGACAUGCGGCGCAUGGGCCGCAGCCAGGAACUCGUCCGCCGCUUCCGCCUCUGGUCGCUCAUCUCCUUCGUCGCGCUCGCGACGGCCGCGUGGGAGCUCGCCAUCUUCGGCGUCUCGCCGGCGCUCGUCGACGGCGGGCGCGCCGGGAUGCUGUGGUCGAGCGUGUGGUGCUUCCUCGGCUUCGGGCCCGUGUACCUCAGCAUGGCCGAGAUGGCCAGCAUGGCGCCGACGGCGGGCGCGCAGUACCACUGGGUCUCGGAGUUUGCGCCGGAGCGCGUGCAAAAGACUCUGUCCUACUUUACGGGAUGGAGCUCGACGCUGGCGUGGCAGGCGGGCAAUGCUUGGGGUCUCAUACUCAUUGGUACGCUUCUUCAGGCCAUCGUCAAGGUCAACAACGAAGCGUAUGCGGAGUCGGCGCCGAACUGGCACGGAACCGUCAUUGUCAUCGGUGUGUCGGUGCUGGCGGUGGCGGCCAACGUCUUCGGCGCCAGGUGGUUGCCGUACUGGCAAAACGCAGUCUUUGUGCUGCACAUUCUCGCCUAUGCCGGGUUCAUUGUCCCCAUUUGGGUCAACGGCCCAAAGGUGUCGUCGCAUUCGCAAGUCUGGGGCAGCUGGGAAGAUCGUGGCGGCUGGCCGAGCACAGGCUUAUCCAUCAUGGUUGGCCAGCUGCCCGCGCUCGCAAGCCAGACGGCCAUUGACUCGGCAGUACACAUGGCCGAGGAAGUCUGCGACGCGUCCGUCUCUAUUCCCCGCGUCAUGCUGGCCACCUGGGCAUUCAACUAUGUCACCAUUUUCAUCGCGCUCAUCACCAUUUCGUACCAUGUGCCGGAUAUUGACCUCGCCCUCGACGACGCCACCGGCUAUCCCGUCAUCUUCGUCCUCCGAGCGUCCAUGUCGCUGCCGUGGCUCAACGUGGUGCUCAUCGUCAUCCUGUUGCUCUUAAUCUUUGGGAACCUGUCGUACCUAGCCUCCGUCACGCGUGAUUUGUUUGCCUUUGCCCGCGAUCAGGGCCUGCCCUUCUCCAGCUGGAUCAGCAGGGUCGAUCCGGUGCGCAGCAUCCCGACCAACGCCUGCAUUGUGACCGGCACCACGACCGCGCUGCUCAGCCUCGUCUACAUCGGCAGUCCCGUGGCAUUCUAUGCCGUGAUUUCGCUGAGUACCGUCGCCAUCCUUCAGUGCUACUGCCUGAUUCUUGUCCGCUUUGUUGAGAUUCAAAUCAUCCCACGAUCCAAGUUUGACGAGAUGGAUCGAGUGGUGGAGGCAAGACGAAAGUCGACCAUCCGGCGAACAUCCAUGCCAAAUGACCCGCAGGCCAUGAUAGAAGAGGAGCAGGCGUGGCGCCCAAUCAUGAUUGGCAAUCCCAUCGGUAAAAUGCGCAGAAUGAGUAUUCUCGAGCUUGGAAGCAUGACCCGCUGGCAGGAGAUUCGGAAGAAAAAUCGCCUCAUUGAUGCCGGCGCGCAUCUGAACCGUGGUGCUUUGGGCCAGGGAUUGGGGGCCCUGGACGAUCAGAUGAGUGACUUGAAGCGAAAUUUACACAUUGGUAGCGGGAGGAAGAAGGUCAGGCGUAUGUAUCGUUCGGAUGAAAGCAGCGAGACUGGGAACGAUUUGGACUUUGACGGGUACAGCAUGAGCAAUCUCAGCACCCCAGGCAGAAACAGGGACGAUCCGAUGGAGACGGCCAUGAUUGAUGAGGAAAUAGGCCGCGCGCAACAGAAAUGA